Ilex paraguariensis (yerba mate) is the source of this 420-nucleotide messenger RNA. The record is from the annotation of a GenBank genome assembly. NCBI's taxonomy places the organism in Eukaryota, Viridiplantae, Streptophyta, Magnoliopsida, Aquifoliales, Aquifoliaceae.
AUGGCCUUUCAUGUUGCUUGCCCAGUUACUUGUCGAAGAAUCUGCUACUGUUCGCUGGGGUUUCCAAGGAAGACACAGGGCGAGAAGCCGAAGACUGACUUCUUGGAGGUAAUAUCUAGGGUUGCGGACUUUUUGAAGGACCCGUGGUUUAUUAAGGCUAGGGAGCAAAACGACACCGUACAGGUCAAGGUUCCGAAGGUGGUUGUUGUUCCGCCGCCACCGGUUGUGCCGGCUGUGGGGGAUGGAGGCGGCGGUGGAGGUGAUGGAGAGGAGUUGUUGUCGGCGCAGACUAAGCGGGCCACGAUGCAGAGGAAAGCGUCUGCGGCAUCAGUGGUGGCCGAGGAUUUCGCUCGCCGAUUCGAGUCCGGUGACCUUGUGGUGAGGUUUUCUGCUUUUCAUUUGUUGUUAAUUCUCAACUAA